Molecule: messenger RNA, 3313 nt
Organism: Manis pentadactyla (Chinese pangolin)
Lineage: Eukaryota; Metazoa; Chordata; Mammalia; Pholidota; Manidae
Gene: SARDH
Product: sarcosine dehydrogenase
Exons: 22
Coding region: 200-2956 (918 amino acids)
Cellular component (GO): mitochondrion
Molecular function (GO): protein binding; oxidoreductase activity
Source: RefSeq, a predicted model, not a curated record
CGGUUCCUGCUGGGCCGCUGCUUGAAAAGGAAGGAGGUGGCAGUGGGUAGCGCAGCCCCACUGGGCCGAGGGGCGCUGCAGCCGGCGGAGGCAACCACGUGACGUGGACUUUCCACCAGCAGGACGCCACUCGGGGAUCCUGGAGGACAGGGAACUCCAGGGACUGAAGCUCCCUGAGUUGCCAAAGCCUGGAGUCCUCAUGGCCUGGCUGAGCCGAGCCCUGCACGUGGCUGCCACAUGCCCUCGCCGGAGUCCUGCAUGGGGCCUGGGGCCUCGCUCCCUGACCAGCAGGGCUGGCCCCACCACUGAGAAGAGUGUGCCAUACCAGCGGACCCUGAGAGAGGCACAGGGCCCCUCAGUGGUGGCCCAAGGCCCCAGCCGGCCCCUGCCCAGGACAGCCAACGUGGUGAUCAUUGGUGGGGGCAGCUUGGGCUGCCAGACCCUGUACCACCUGGCCAAGCUGGGCGUGAGUGGGGCAGUACUGCUGGAGCGGGAGCGCCUGACCUCUGGGACCACCUGGCACACAGCAGGCCUGCUGUGGCAGUUGCGGCCCAGUGACGUGGAGGUGGAGCUUCUGGCCCACACGAGGCGCGUGGUGAGCCGUGACCUGGAGGAGGAGACAGGGCUGCACACAGGCUGGAUCCAAAACGGGGGCCUGUUCAUCGCGUCUAACCAGCAGCGUCUGGAUGAGUACAAGAGGCUCAUGUCGCUGGGCAAGGUCUACGGCGUGGAGUCCCACGUGCUGAGCCCGGCAGAGACCAAGACACUGUAUCCGCUGAUGAACGUGGACGACCUCUACGGGACCCUGUAUGUGCCGCACGAUGGGACCAUGGACCCUGCCGGCACCUGUAGCGCCCUUGCCAGGGCCGCGGCAGCCCGGGGAGCGCAGGUCAUCGAGAACUGCCCGGUGACUGGCAUCCGUGUGCAGACGGAUGACUUUGGGGUGCGGCGGGUUGCGGCAGUGGAGACAGAGCACGGCUCCAUCCAGACGCCCUGUGUGGUCAACUGUGCAGGAGUAUGGGCGGGCGCUGUGGGCCGGAUGGCUGGGGUCAAGGUCCCGCUGGUGGCUAUGCACCAUGCCUACGUUGUCACAGAACGCAUUGAGGGGAUCCAGAACAUGCCCAACGUCCGUGACCACGAUGCCUCAGUGUACCUCCGCCUCCAAGGGGAUGCCUUGUCUGUUGGCGGCUACGAAGCCAACCCCAUAUUCUGGGAGGAGGUGUCCGACAAGUUUGCCUUUGGCCUCUUUGACCUGGACUGGGAUGUGUUCACUCAGCACAUCGAAGGCGCCAUCAACCGCGUCCCUGUGCUCGAGAAGACGGGGGUCAAGUCCACAGUCUGUGGCCCGGAGUCCUUCACACCCGACCACAAGCCCCUGAUGGGGGAGGCGCCUGAACUCCGAGGAUUCUUCCUAGGCUGUGGCUUCAACAGUGCUGGAAUGAUGCUGGGCGGUGGCUGUGGGCAGGAGCUGGCCCACUGGAUCGUUCACGGGCGCCCGGAGAAGGACAUGUACAGCUAUGACAUAAGGCGCUUCCAUCACUUGCUCACGGACCAUCGCCGCUGGAUUCGCGAGCGCAGCCACGAGUCGUACGCCAAGAAUUACUCCGUCGUCUUUCCCCACGAUGAGCCCCUGGCAGGGCGCAACAUGAGGAGAGACCCCCUGCAUGAGGAGCUCCUUGCACGAGGCUGCGUGUUCCAGGAGCGGCACGGCUGGGAGCGGCCGGGAUGGUUUAAUCCCCGAGGCACGGCUCCGGUUCUCGAUUACGACCACUACGGGGCCUAUGGGACCCCGGUGCACGAGGACUACGCCUACGGCAGGCUGCUGGCCGACGAGUACACCUUCGACUUCCCGCCGCAUCAUGACAUGAUCAAGAAGGAGUGUCUGGCCUGCCGGGGGGCUGCCGCUGUGUUUGACAUGUCCUACUUUGGGAAGUUUUACCUGGUGGGCCAGGACGCAAGGAAGGCUGCCGACUGGCUCUUCUCCGCUGACGUCAGCCGACCGCCAGGCUCGACGGUGUACACCUGUAUGCUGAACUCCCGCGGGGGCACCGAGAGCGACCUGACGGUCAGCCGCCUGGCCGCCGGCCCCCAGGCCUCCCCACUGGCCCCCGCCUUUGAAGGGGAUGGCUACUACCUGGCCGUGGGUGGGGCUGUGGCCCAGCACAACUGGGCCCAUAUCAGCACGGUGCUGCAGGACCGGAAGUUUCAGUGCCGGCUCAUCGACAGCUCUGAGGACCUGGGCAUGAUCAGCAUUCAGGGCCCAGCCAGCCGGGCCAUUCUCCAGGAGGUGCUCGAUGCAGACCUGAGCAAUGAGGCCUUCCCCUUCUCCACCCACAAGCUGGUGAGCGCCGCUGGGCACCUGGUCCGGGCCAUGAGGCUGUCCUUUGUCGGGGAGCUGGGCUGGGAGCUGCACAUCCCGAGGUCGUCCUGCGUGCCCGUGUACCAGGCCGUGAUGACAGCAGGGGCCACGCACGGCCUUGUGAAUGCCGGGUACCGGGCCAUCGACUCCCUGAGCAUCGAGAAAGGCUACCGGCACUGGCACGCUGACCUGCGGCCGGACGACAGUCCCCUGGAGGCAGGCUUGUCCUUCACCUGCAAGCUCAAGUCGGCCAUCCCCUUCCUGGGGCGCGAGGCCCUGGAGAGGCAGCGGGCCAGGGGCCUGCGCCGGCGCCUCGUAUGUUUCACCGUGGACGAGAAAGUGCCCAUGUUUGGCCUGGAGGCCAUCUGGAGAAACGGCCAAGUGGUGGGCCACGUCCGGAGGGCUGACUUUGGGUUCACCAUCGACAAGACCCUCGCCUAUGGCUACAUCCGGGACCCCAGCGGCAGGCCGGUCUCGCCAGACUUCGUGAGGAGUGGGGACUACGCCCUGGAGAGGAUGGGGGUGGCCUACCCUGCCCAGGCCCACCUGAAAUCCCCCUUUGACCCCGACAACAAGAGGGUGAAGGGGAUUUACUGACCGGGCCAGGGCAGGGCUUCAGCCCAACAGGAGGCUGGAGACCUGCUGCCCCGCCUCACACUGCGGAUUCCCACAGGGUCUGUGCUGCCUGGGGCCCCAGGACCUGUCUGCCUCCAGAACUGGGUUGUCCUGGCCUCAGCCCAGGCCUGCGAAUCCCCCAACAGAUACACUGGGGCGGAAAGAGGACCCAGAGGGACCUUCCUAUGGUCACUGAACAAAGGGUGUUCUCUAAUCCAGUCCCACCCCCCAGAAAUCAAAUCUGCAAUGUCCUAGGCCCAGGGACCGUGUCUUGCAGCCCUCUAUGAGAUUGAAAAGGUGCUUACUAAACGCUUGACAAGCUCAGUGUAAAAAUAGCGA